This is a messenger RNA of Lodderomyces jiufengensis, 249 nucleotides long. RefSeq names its product 40S ribosomal protein eS27 (gene RPS27A). Gene Ontology annotation, cellular component: cytosolic small ribosomal subunit; ribosome. The record is from RefSeq and is a predicted model, not a curated record. Gene Ontology annotation, biological process: ribosomal small subunit assembly; translation. The coding region runs from base 1 to 249 and encodes 82 amino acids. Lineage: Eukaryota; Fungi; Ascomycota; Pichiomycetes; Serinales; Debaryomycetaceae. The transcript has a single exon. Gene Ontology annotation, molecular function: RNA binding; structural constituent of ribosome.
AUGGUUUUAGUUCAAGAUUUAUUAAAUCCAAAUCCACAAACAACAAAAGAUACAUAUAAAUUAAAAAAAUUAGUACAAGAACCAAAUUCUUAUUUCAUUGAUAUAAAAUGUCCUGGAUGUUUUAAUAUUGUUACUAUUUUCAGUCAUGCUCAAACUGCUAUUACAUGUGAAAAAUGUUCAAAUUUAUUAUGUACUCCAACUGGUGGUAAAGCAAAAUUAGUUGAAGGUUCAUCAUUUAGAAGAAAAUAG